GUUUUCAGAAAAGUUUAGACAAGUUUGACAGUUUGGGAGCAGAGACACGGACCGAGGAGAAACAUGACGUAGAGUUGUCAGUCUCUGACUGACCCAAACCACACACACAGCAGGCAGAUAUGGAGAGUGGAGCUCUGGGAAUGGACACAAGCACUGCUACAGAUCCCAGAGCGCAGUCAAACUGCAGCAUAGCCUGUCUACGGCGUCGGGCCUGGGCCCAGAGCAAAGACUGGCAAGAAACAGAACCAGAGCACUGUGGCCCUCAGGAGCCCCAACAAAGCCAGAUGGACUCUGAAGGGAACACUCAGAGACCCUCAGAAGAACCAGGGCGGGUUCCUAACAAGAUCACCAGCUGGCUGAGUGAAUGCAGGACUCCCCUCGGAGCCUCGCUAGAUGAUCACAGUGCUUCUCCCAGCAGAGGAGUGCUGAAAAACGGCUGCAGCUUUGAAGAUGACCUUUCCCUGGGAGCUGAAGCCAACCAUCUUCAGCCCACUAACAAGAAAACUGAAUCCUGUAGUAAUUUUGGUCUUGCAGCCGAUCAUAAAAGGAGUCAAUAUAAAGAAAGAGGAAGAAGUAUGAACUCCACAGGAUCUGGGAAGAGCAGCACUGUUUCCAGUGUUUCAGAGGUGUUGGAGCAGUCUGAGGAGCACCCAGAGGAGAUCCUCCACACCCUGCGUGUGUCAGAGCUGCUGGACCUGUACGAGGAGGACCCAGAGGAGAUCCUCUUUAAUCUUGGUUUCGGCCGAGAAGAACCGGACCUGUCUGCAAAGGUUCCCUCGAGAUUCUUCAACAACUCCUCCACAGCGAGAGGCAUUGACAUCAAGGUCUACCUCGGAGCGCAGAUGCAGCGGAUGGAGCUGGAGAACCCUAACUAUGCUCUGACCAGUCGUUUCCGUCAGAUCGAGGUCCUAACUACAGUAGCUAAUGAGUUCUUCCAGCUCUACAGUCAGGUUUCUGGUCAGCCUGUCCAGCGCAUCCUUUCCAGGGACCAAGGAGGAGACAAGGGUGAAGGAGUCAAUGAUGAGCAACCUCCUGUUCUGAAGAGGAGCAGCUCCGCGCUGAAUGCUGUAAAACUCCUCAAGAAAACCCUCAGCAGACACAACCUGCUCACUGGCACCUCUGAAUCGCCUGAAGCACACACACCACACCAGGACACUCAGCUGAACGGACACUCCCACUCUAACCACACACUCAUCAAUGGUCACGCACACCACAGUCCAGAACAGGACGGUGGCAGUACCGACCCCGACCACCAGAAACACAGUCGCAAGAAAGACAGCCGUUCUUUGGCAACGGUUAACGAGGAAACCAACGGGGACGGAGAAACAGAACAGCUGACAGACGACAGUCCUGAACAGAGCAGCACUGGACCUGCAGCCAAUGGGGCACAACAAACAGAGAAAGGAACCCAGGUGAUCAAAGAUGAGAAGAUCCUGACCUCAACUCCAGAGAAAGCUCCUUCCACUCUGGUUCCGCCCACACUGGCCCAGCUGCGAACAGAGAACGCAGACUCUUUCGACAUGGAGGAGAUUCAGAGUAAUGACGAUGAGGCUCCACUAUCCAGAACCUCCAGAAACAGCGACCUGUUGAGGACAGUCAGUCAACAGUCAGACAGCAGCGGGUUUGCUGAGGAGCCCUCCGCUGACUCCAGCUACCUUAAGGUGCAGGAAAGUAGUGACAGCUGUGACAGCGAGACCACUGUGACAUCGCACCCUUCGCAAGAUGUGGCCACGCCCCUCGCAGUAGACCAACCAGCGUUUGAGCUGCCAGACAUCAGACAAGAGGAGGCAGAGCCUAGUGGUACCGCUGAGGCUGAUGGGAGGAGUAGUUCCAGGGGUGAAAACGGGCAAGAUGAGAGCCCAGAGCAGGUUCCACAGUACGCAGCCCACCACCUCCCCAGGAACAAGAACCAUGAUGAGGAUGAGUCUGGGGACCAGACUGACCCUGAACCGGAAUCAGAACAAGAGCCUACCCAGAGUCUGUCUGCUCCAGAACAAGAACCAGAACACACUCAGAACCAGGCCGAGUCUGCUGCAGACACAGAAGCACUCUCUGAAGGAGCAGGUGUUGAAGACAAUGCUCAAGGGGAACAUGCACACUUGGACAGUUCAUACUGUCCCCUGACUCCAUGCUCUCCGGUCCUGAGGGCUCUGAACCGAGCCAAAAGGAACCAGCUGAGCAAGGACUGGCAGCUGCUUAACCCUGGGCCCAGUGACACAUCCCAAAUCCUGGGUAGAGGACGAGGAAGACGUGGUGUCCCCCUGCAGAGAUCCUCUUCCCUGCCCACCUCGUUUCUGGCGCCCACCAAGGUAGUGUCCUCUGUCAGGAUCCAGUUUGGGCGAGGUCAGUCAUCUUGCACCCAGCCCAAGUACUCCUUCAGAUACACCCAAGAGACCACAGGAGACAUGGAAGAGGAGGCGAAGGAGGAGGAAGAAGGGCAAACCAAUUGUCACUCUAAUCCGAUCAUAAACAAUGCCUCCUCCUCUGGCUCUGACAACAAACCACCAAGGCUCCCCACAGAAGCACAUACCCCACCUAAACCCAUCCCACGCUACCUGUUGCGGUCAUCUCAAUCACUGCAGAGCCCCAGUCCUCCUCCUGAUUUGUCACCAGGGGGCCAAGACCUUUCCUGGAGCACCCAAAGUGUUCCUGAACUGUCCUCCAACCAGCAGCAGCAUGACCAGUUCCAACAGAACAUGAGUCCCAACCUGAACCAGCAAAGUUGGAAUUCAGGACAGAUGAUGUUCCCUCAACCUAACCUGAACCCUACAGCUCAGUACUUAAACCCAAGCCCCACUCCUAGUCCCAGCCUUAACCAAAACCCAUACCCCUUCACUCUGAACCCUUCCUUGCAGUACCUCUCCCCUCUGCAUCCAUACGCUAGUCUUCCUAACCUUCAUAACCCCAACCCCUCCCUGAACCACCACUCUAGUCUUACUAGUCUCCAUCAACCAACAACUUCUCCAAUCCCCCAGCACGGGAGUUUCACCAACUUGCAUCAGCCCUCAUCCGCAUAUCCUCAUCACCUCAGUCCUGGCAACCCGCAUCCAGGAAGUCCGAUAAUGCCCCACCAGAGCUUCAACUUCCCAUAUGGUCCUCAGUUACCCUACCAUGCCAUUCCUCACGGUUCGCAGUUUGCCACACCCUACCUUGGUUACAAUGGAUAUAACAUGAACCCAUACCUGGCUCACGCUCCCCCUGCCCCAGGCUUCUUCUCGGGCCAAGCCUCGCCCUUCAGCCCAGGUCACAGCCUACACCCAGGGCUCACUCCUCCUGCUGCUCCUGGCCCAUCCAGUACUGAGAUGCAACUGAGGAGAGUUCUGCAUGAUAUCAGAGGAACAGUUCAGAGUCUGAGCCAGAACCGGGCUGACACUCCAGACAUGUUCAGUGAGCGCAGAACACCUCUGCCCAGCCACCAGCCUUUGACAGAGUUUCAACAGAUGAGGAGGAGUCUGAACUUAUUCCGCGGUCAGAUGAUGGAUCUAGAGCUGUCAAUCAUCCGACAGCAGUCUUUAGUCUACAAACACCUGAGUCCUGCUGACAGGCUGGAGAUGGAGCAGCUUCAAUCUCUGAGGUCAGCAGUCAGAGAGGAACUGCAGGAGCUGGAACAACAGCUGGAAGACAGACUGAUGGAACAAACACAGCAUAGGGGUCUCCAUAGAGACAGCAGUAUUGACAGUCUGUCCACCGCCUCUGCACUUAGAGCCAUGGAGCCGGUGUCAGACCUUCUCAGAGAGCAGCUCUUCCUCCAAUCAGAGCUCAACUAUGACGGCCGUGCCCCCUCUACCAACCCCUCCUCCAGAUCCUCCAGAUCCUCCAGUCCAGUCAGAGGAGGAGGAGAAAGCUGCGAGCAGAGACAAAGCGUAUUCCGGGCAUCAAUCAACAUAACCCCGGCACCACCUCCUCGACCCAACACACACUCAGGGGAAGAGGAGGAGGAGGAGGAGGAGGAAAGAGGGAGGGACAGUGGUGGUGGAGGAGGAGGAAGAGGAGGAGUACCAGAGGAGGAGGGUGCAGCAGGAGGAAUCAGAGUGGAGAACCUGCAGCAGCUCAUCAGAGAGAUUCGAGAGAGCGUGGCUCAGGAGGUCCGACGGGAGAUCUACAGCGAGCUGAUGGCUGCAGUGUCACCACGGCGAUCACCUGUUCCUGCUAGACAGCACCCCCUGUAGUCAUGGCAACACCUUCAGCCUUAGUAACCACAGCCUGAGCAGCACUACUGUCUGUCUGCAACACUGUAUAGCACAGUAACACUGUCUGUGUGGAACACUAUGUGUCUGUAACACUGUAUGUCUGUAACACUGAACACCUGCAUGUUCUUAACCCCGCCCACCCACCAGUGGCCCCCACCCAGCUGUUGUCAUGUCUGGUUGGUUCUGCCUAGGCAAUGUGACACAUACUGGGACCUUCAGUCUUCACCCGUGACCCGUCAGCGAUGUGAUGUCUUUCCCUCACAUCCAUUUCUUCUUUCUAACCUGUUGUGAUCUAAAGCUGGGCCUUAAACUACUACCACUGCCAGUAAUACCACUAGUAUGGCCAACAGUACUGUUACCAGUACCACUGCUACACAUUGAUCAGGGUUAAAUGUAGUAAAUCGUGACUGUUCAGUACUACACCAUUGUUAAAGGGUUGGUUCACCCACAUUACAAAAACCUCUUCUCUUGUUGCUGGUUUUUACUUGUCCUGGUUUUGAGAUAUCCAACUCCUAAUUUUCUCCCUCCACCUCAGUAUGAUGGUGAACAAUGGAAUUUAAUUUGUAGUGUUCACAGUAUUGAAAAUAUUGCACAAAAAAAUCAGCAACUACUAGAUGUAAGUGAGGGAAUAUGUCUUUUAGAAAUGUGGCUGAACUGACCCUAUAACAUGUUAUCAGAACAAUAGAUAAGGGACCAGUUUCCCUUAUAAAAUACUAUAAAUACAGUAGCUAUCGCUUUAUCUAUGCACUCCCCUUUUUAGUUAGGGGUUACAUUCCUUAAUCCUGAAUAAGAAUAGAGUCUGCAGGGGGUCAAACUGAGCUAUUUCAUCCCUCAAAGUUACACAAUCCAUGCACAUUUCACCUUUCUGUAAAAAUGUUUAAAGAGGGUUUUAAGGUAUACAGUUCAGGGAUUAUGGUCCUGUAGCUGUCUACAUUCCUUCAUCAUUAUCAUUGCCAUCACCAUCAUCAUGUGCUACUCAUCCUCUCACCUCCACCACAGUAAAAUCUGUCACUUACUGUGAUUUCGCUCAUGUGACGUUGCCUCUGCUGGUCAGUUGAUCUGCCAAAGAAAGUCAUGACUCAUGAAGUUAAAAGCUACAGUCAACCAGAGGUUCUUGCACACAGGUGUUAUCAGUUAUUUUAAGUGAUGAGCUAAAAUAAUAAAAGUCCAUUAUUAUGAGCGUUGUCACAGCUGCAGAGAGACCCCACAUGAACUGUAUUGUAUUGAGUCCUAUAGACAGGAUUAUUCAAAUACUGACCUCAAAAGUCCAUGUAUGUUCUAACAGAAUUCUUUUCACAUUUUAUUUAUUCUUUCAAGCGUUUUAUUCUAUACAUUAUGGGCUAAAUGUUGUUUCAAAGCCUGAGGUGCAGAAUACUCAAUCCCAUUUAGUCUAAUUUAUUUUGCUGUCAUCAAAUUUUAGGAUAAUCGGCCUAGCAAUACAAUGGAAACUUCCCUGCGUAUUAUUUAUCUUCCCAAAUUCUCAGAAACAUUACUGAAAACAUCUCUUUGUCUUUAACGGUAGUUACAGCCUUGACUUUAAGACAAAAGAAUAAUGAGCCAACACCACUAACUUACUGUACAGCUGUUCGUUUUGCUUAAAACAAUGCUGCUAUAUGUGAGCACGUUCAGCACACCAUGUUUGAAUCAGUGCACAUUAGCAGACUCUUUCAUAGGACAUUUUGACUUGUAAAGCAGAGGUUUACAUAACAAUAUUAACAAUGCCUCCAUUCCAUGAAUUGUCCCACUAAGUUCACAAUGCCAGAGUCUGGAACUGGCUCACUUAAAGGCAGUGCAGCCCUCUAGUGGGCUACCUUGCAAACUCACCUGUAGGAGGCUAGCUAGGUGGGAAAAUGUUAGCACUAGCCAACCAUAGUAGCCCAUCAAGCUAGCUGGCUUGCUAGCAUGGUUACUACACAGACGAGAUGAUACAGUUAGAGUUUAAGAGCUGUUUUUUUGCAUUUGUAUCAUUGACUGACCAUGCUGCGUCUGUUUUGUGGAGCAGUUGAUACUUCAGGAAGGCAGGGUUACAUUAAAGUGGAUGGCGCCACCUAGCUAAUAAGCUAACUUCCUCCUUUUUUAACUCUGUCCUUCAAAGUCGGACACUGUCAAGACACUUUACAACAGCACAAAUUCACAUGUCACAGUUUGAGUUGAAGCAAAACAAAUUUGUCUGGGUAGUUGACAGAAAAUGUAUCGUCAACAAUGUUAAUAAUUGAUUAACUGUUAAAGUCAUGGAAAAACUCAAAAUAUUUGCUGGUUCAAGCCUCUUAUAGGUGAGACUUUUCUCCCUUGCCAUUUUGUGACAUUAGGCUAUGAGUUAAAUAUCUUUGUUGUUUUCGACUUUAGUUGGACUAACACAAAAUAAGACGUGGUCACCGUGGACACCUUGGAAAUUAUAACAGUUUCCACUAUUUUAUGGCAUUAAUAGAAAAAAUAAGAAAUGACAGGUUAAUCGAUAAAAGAAUUAUUAGUUGCGGUCCUAAAUGCUGAUCAGAUUGUCCCAUUAGGACAGAGCUUGAGCAAGACUUUUAAGAUGCUGCUUGGUCAGUGCGGCCAGCUGUUGUUGGUCAGCAAAUGGCUUCAACUAUAACUGCUGCUAAAAACCACAAUGUCUCUUUUUCUAUAUAUGUAGUUGUAAACUUUGUAAACCUGUUCAAUAAACCGGAUACAUCAUGUGUAUCAGACAGCUUUGGAGUUGAUGGAAGGUGGAGCUAGGCCUGCAGGUACCCCCAUGCUUCCAGGCUUUCUGUUUAGCAGCGUCCUGAACAAGAUGUCAGAAAAUUAACUGUACCUUUAACUACAGUCACAGUUAGUGCUUUGAGUGUGUGUUGGUUCGUACUGAGCAGGUGAUCAGGUCAGCGUGUGAUGUCACAAAGUAACGUAGAUUUCAGGUUUCGGUAAGUUGUCAUGAUGAUAGUGAUGAUGAUGAUGAUGAUGUUGUAAUGACUGGUCAAAGGGAGAAGCUUAGUGACCAGACCAUUUGGGAGAGAGGGCAUUGCAGCCCAAAUCUUGGCUGUGUUAGCAUGUUAGCUCCACACUGUCUGUUGACAAAUCUGUGUGCAAUAAUAUGAACAUCUAUACUGAUUACUGAGAUUAUCAAUAAAUCCCUUCUAACAUUUCACCUGUGAACAGUCAUAUACCUGCAUGUCUAAUACAGUUGUAUCUGAAACUUCCUAGUUUUAUUGAGAGAUACUGAAAGAAAAUCAGAUUUUUCCGUUUCCUCUGUCCACCGAACUGAUUGAUCAUGCAAUGAUUAAUUACUCGUUAAUCACAAAUGACCAAUUACUGAACAUCUGUUUUCUAAAGUGUUAAAGCCUUUUUGUAGUUUCUGGACAUACCUUCAGUUAUCAAAGCCAGAAAAUCAAAAAGCUUGGAGGAGCUGAGGUGAAAACAAGCAUUCAGCACCUGCCAUUUCUGUGGCUGUGAUAAGCUCAGAGACCUGUCAAUCAAGGCCAACACACCCCCUAAAUACCUCUUCGAUCUUCUUAAUGGAACAGAUACUUGGAUAAUAGAUUAUGUGUAAUAUCCACACAGACUCCCAUUAGAAUUGAAAUGAUCUACAUAAGCUGAACUUUGGGAAACAAAUGUUGACUUUUUGUUUGUAGAUGUUCAUUCUUGAAUUUUUGGGAAUAAUAUAUGAUAAAGAGAAUCUAAACUCAAAGGUCUACUUACUAAUAAUUGUGAGCUUACAGGAAUAUCUCAGUCUUUAUUCAACAAAUGAGCUUGCAUAUGGGAAUGUUUUAAUAUAUGUGAAUGCUCCAAAUCAUUAAUAAGCGGACCAUUAAUCUCAGUUUCUCUUCACCAUUUUAUCAAAUGUGUUUUUUUGUUUGUUUUUUUAGUGUUCAUUAAUCACAAACUCUGCUCUGCUGGACCAACACUCACUGUGAGCUCUGAGGCUUUUUUACAUUUUUACACACUUCUAAUUACACUUCACUGUCUGACUGUUGGUGUCUUUUAAUUUCUAUUGAUGUUUAUUAAUGAUGAUGUACGUAUUUUGUAUUGAUGUCUUGUCUGUGGGAUGCAGGGAUGGAUCACUCUGUAGAGAUAAGAAUAAUAAAGAUGUAUUUAUUUUUAGUA
This is a messenger RNA of Scomber scombrus (Atlantic mackerel), 8267 nucleotides long. It is a transcript of the gene itprid2, whose product is annotated as ITPR interacting domain containing 2. Bases 120 to 4169 code for a protein of 1349 amino acids. The record is from RefSeq and is a predicted model, not a curated record. The transcript has 23 exons. Gene Ontology annotation, molecular function: signaling receptor binding. NCBI's taxonomy places the organism in Eukaryota, Metazoa, Chordata, Actinopteri, Scombriformes, Scombridae.